Messenger RNA from Anisakis simplex (herring worm), 270 nucleotides. Lineage: Eukaryota; Metazoa; Nematoda; Chromadorea; Rhabditida; Anisakidae. The record is from the annotation of a GenBank genome assembly.
GUCGGUCCUUGGGUGUAUCCGUUGAUACCUCAGCAAACGCCAGUUCUAAAGAAUGAUAUCGGUGCUUAUGUGGUGUCAAAUCCAACUCCAGAACAUCCGAAAGAUUUCUUCAAAUCACUGAAACAAUUCACCGAAGUUCGAACCGAAGAUAUCGCAAGACGAUCGUUGAGUCAAGAUGAACAAAAGCGCCUCAGUCAUAAAAUUGCUACACUUCUAAUAAAAGGUUCAUCGGAUCAUCGGUUCCACUCAUCACCAUAUCCUUUCUUUUGA